Theileria parva strain Muguga is the source of this 2241-nucleotide messenger RNA. RefSeq lists its product as uncharacterized. The coding region runs from base 188 to 2236 and encodes 682 amino acids. The record is from RefSeq and is a predicted model, not a curated record. The transcript is spliced from 3 exons. NCBI's taxonomy places the organism in Eukaryota, Apicomplexa, Aconoidasida, Piroplasmida, Theileriidae.
GGUGAUUUAAUAGUUUCGAUAUAAAAAAUCACUCUAGACAUUUUUAUACGUCAAAUUGACGUGCUUUAUUUCAUAUUUAACUAUUUUUUUGAUUUUCGUAAAUGAAUUAUAAUUUGGACACCCAUUCUUCACGGAUGACACAUACACAUUUUUGUAUGCUUGAGGUUUCAUGAAUAUAUAAAGCAGAAUGAAUUUGUUAAAUUCAUAUAAAUUGAUAUACUACAUUUUCAUUCUUUUAUUUCGAUUUGGAAUUAAAUAUUCCAAAGGAACUGAUGAUCUGUCCAAUUAUCGAGAUGAUGUGCGGAUCCUAGACGUCGACCUUGCGAAAUCAGUCCAUUGUAUCGAUUUUGAGAAAAAAGCAAUAUUACAAUGUAAACCAAGACAUGUGCUGAUUGUUCACGCAGCCCAGUGGUCCGAUGCAUCAUGCCUUGAGAAAACUGAUUUCGAAGCUAAGCAAACAACUGGGAAGAAUUAUCACUUUUUUGACAGAACUGAGGUUUUGAAGCAGCUAUGUGACGGGUUUUCAUACUGCUUUCUAAAACCCUCUAAAACCAGGAAUACUGAAGCUAAUCACACCUUUCUAGGUGAUCCUCUUUACUAUCAUACUCUAACUAGUACCACUAACGUCUAUUCUUUAACAGUCUCAGUCUCUUGUUUGAACCGCGAACUCACAGUCAGAGGAAGAAAAGUAACAGACACUAUCGUUAACAAAGACAAGAACGUUGAGUUCGGCUGUAAUGAAGAUGAACAGAUUCAUUUAUCCGUUACAAGAGUUGAUGGAUACACACAAAACGGGCCUGAUCGCUCAUUAACCUUUUUCAAUUUUGGCCCAGAAUUAUUCGGCUGCCAUUUAAAACAAAAAUGCACCGUUACAACUGAACAACUCAGGAAAUGUGAAACCUUGAAGGAAAUGUCUUAUGGAACCGGACUAUUGGUUUAUUACUGUAGAAAGCCCUUGAGAUUCUCAUUUUGUGAUCAUGUUAAGGUAACAAAAUCAGGUUCUGAGAACGUUGAUAAAUUUGUUCUGUACGCAGAACAGGACUCCCAAGUAAGAGUCAAGGCACCAAUUUUUACUGUGCUCACUACUGAUUCGGCCGUUUGGUCAACUUAUGAUAAGUUAACUGACAAUGAAGUAAAAAAGGAUCGCAAAGAACUGUUGAGAUUCUUAUGCGAUAAUCGCAAUUAUUGUGCAUUUAGCCCUAAGCGCUCAGCCGCUGGCCCUCACGAGUCUUCUUUUGAAGAAGUACAUUUCGGAGGAAUUUUAAAUGAGACAAAGCCCCUUGUUCUCCUUGCAACUUUUUACACAAAACCCUUGAAAGAGCUAAAGAAUCUUGCUAACGAGGGUGUAAAAAGUGUAAAGGUGAACCUGGGAGAAAAACUUUCCUUUGCUUGCCUUGAAACUGAAGAAGGCACUCUGCACGUUCUUUCAGCUGUCGCUGGCCCCAAAGAUCAAACAGAUGUAGAUAACCAGACGGAUUCUGUUAAAUUUAAGGAUCUGACUAAAGUUAUGUAUAAGAUAUGUUAUCGUAGAAGGAGUUGCGAAUGGAACUUAAAUCCACAACCAGUCCACGAAGUUCUGGACCCCAAUAGUGUAACACGUUCUGCCCUGGAGGUAGCCUAUUUGUUGCAAAUGUCGAACAAACCAGCCCCCCAGAGACAGGAAACACAAGCACAAGCACAGAGUGUUCUCCCCUCCGGCCUGGCAGAACAGGAAAUUACAGUCAAGUACAUGUGUAAAAAGUAUACACAUGACCCAAGUCUGGUUGAUAUGCCCGGGCAGAAAGUAAAUUUCCUUGAAAUGUCACAGGAUGAGGUACACUCAUUAGUGGAUAAGGAGCAGGCAGAAACUGUCCAACUAACUACUAACACAAAGCUGUUUAUUAAUUUGGAGGUGUUUGGGAAUUUCAAGGUUCAUGUUGGGGACUUUUUCGAGAUAGAUGUGCCCGGGGGUACUACUAACACAGUCAACGCUUUCUUUCUGAAUAAUAAGGAGUCUAAAUUAACCCAAAAUUUGACAAGGCAAUCAACGAAAUACGUUUUCUAUUUGGGGUUUGCCAAGGGCAAUACUCUUGAGUUCUCACUGGACGCCUCUGAUGGAGUUAAUAGCGAGAAAGUGACUGGAAAGGUGACCGCAGCUUCAGAUUUAGUAUAUCCAAUUUCAUUAAAGGAUGUCGUCAAGGCAAAGGGAUCAAUAGUAGGUAUGCGAGUAUAUCUUGUAAAACAUAAUGUAAAUUAAAUGCG